This is a messenger RNA of Tigriopus californicus, 2440 nucleotides long. RefSeq names its product glutamate receptor ionotropic, kainate 5-like. The transcript is spliced from 11 exons. Gene Ontology annotation, molecular function: glutamate-gated receptor activity. Bases 244 to 2328 code for a protein of 694 amino acids. The record is from RefSeq and is a predicted model, not a curated record. Gene Ontology annotation, cellular component: membrane. Lineage: Eukaryota; Metazoa; Arthropoda; Copepoda; Harpacticoida; Harpacticidae.
GAUAAAUAAUUGAAUCAGAUUUGAAUGACUCGUACAUAGUAGACGUCCACACUAACCGGAAAAAAAAUCGUUCAAUAGCCAUUCAUAAUACAGGAUAUCGUUAAACGUUCCUAUACUCCAACUCAACAGGACCUGUCAGUCUCUGAAGAUAUAGCACGAAUAUUGGUUGCACUGUGAGACUCAUUGAGACCUCGUUUCCACAAUGUUGUUGGUUCUUGGUUUCUAAUUGAAGAUUGGUCCAAAAUGAGAACGGCUUUUUGGAUUAGCAUCCUUUGGAGUUUGGGACAAUGGGGCUUGGGUUCGACGAUGCUGCCACCCUUGAAAUUCUUGGAUGAUUUCGUGCAGGAACACAGCUUGCUUGGAACUGUUUUGUAUAUCCCGUUGAGUAAAUUUUCAAAUGACAUCAUACCCUAUAGGAAGCAAGCCAGGACCAAGGUCAUGAAGGUGGUUGAUAUGGACAAUCCCAAGAUUAGAAAGCAGAAUCGACAGAAUAUUGUUGAUUUACAAGUGGUUUUGGAUUUGAAUUCUUCAGUCUCAUUUUUGGCGGAUAUGAUAGGAUCUCAAACCAACAACGAUUACUGGUUGAUUGGCGUGACUGGAAUGAACAUUCCGGUCAUUAAAAGCAUUUUAGAUACGUUCGCCAUGGUACUGGAUGAUCAGAUAUAUUUGUAUGACAUCCAAGACACUCGGAUUAUCCUUUAUGAGGCCUAUAAGGUUCAUGCCACAAAAAAGGCUAGAUUCCAAAGGAUCGGAUAUUGGAGCACUUCAGAGCGUCUUCAGAUACAAAAUGAUGAAAUUUGGCAACGCCGGGCCGAUUUGGAGGGCAUUGAAUUUAAGAUCGCCACAUUGUAUUCGCCACCCUAUCUAACGGCUAAGAUACCCAUUAACCAAUCGGAUUCUGGGGCCCCGGGAAGUUAUGCCAUGGCGGGAAUGUUUGCAGAUGUAUUCUUAAAUCUAAAGGAGAUAAUGAACUUCACUUUUGUGGUGACCAAGCCCGAGGAUGAACAAUGGGGUGCUGUGAAUAGUGACGGAAUCACUUGGUCAGGAAUGGUGGGAAUGCUACAAAACAAGGAGAUUGACAUGGCUAUCACGGAUUUCACGGUGACUGUGGAGAGGUCACUUGUGAUUACUUUUGCAGAACCAAUCACUCAGAUAUAUCAUAGUUUGUUCAUUAAAAAUCCAACGGGAACUCCUCAUUAUAUGGCUUAUGUGGAACCUUUACAUUGGAUGGUUUGGGGUACCUUAGGACUUCUUAUUCUCUUCACCCCACCAGUAUUGUACUUAUCUGCAAGUUUUGGAUCGUACGACGUAAAUAGACGCGAAUUCACUUUGGGGAAAUCUUACGUUUUCACUACUGGUGUUUUGACCUCCAGAGGCUGGGACCUCUCACCAUCGUCCUUGAAGGCCAGGGUGGCUUUCUUCAGCUUGUUGUUGGGUGGAACCCUGGUGUUCUGGCAUUGGGAGGCCAUGUUGAUCUCUUACUUGGCCACUCGGGUCAUUGUUCUUCCAUUUGAAUCCCUGCAAGGCCUGGUGGAGGGCUCAGACUUCAGAAUUUCCCUCACACCUGGGUCCUCGUACAUGGAUGCUUUCAAGCAAAGUCAAGACCCUUUGUGGCAAAAGGCGUGGAAAGAUCGAAUUGAAACCAACCUGGCCACUUAUCCCAAAAGUACCGAUGACCAUACCAAAAGUAUCCUACGAGACACUUCCUUGGCCUAUUACGAUAAUUUCUUCGCAGUGAGGACUCUCCCCGUUUUUGCGGAUUGCGAGAUAAUCGCCAUUCCCGCCAAGUACGAUGUAAAGCCUUAUGCCUACGGAUUUCAAAAGGACUCUCCCUACUUGGGCCUCUUCAAUCACUACUUGAAACAACUUCGUGAACGAGGAACCACCAAAAAGAUACUCGAAAAAUAUGACAGCCGACCGCAAGUCUGUCCAGAUUACAGUGGAAAACCCUUGGGACUGAACAAUUGCUUCACGGCAUUUGUGUGCCUAAUCCUGGGCUUGUUGGUCGGACUAGCCCUAUUAGUCAUUGAAAAAUCGGCUCAAUUGAUAUCUGAUUUCACUGGUCUCAGCUUCAAUUGGCUUUAUUCAUAUGGAAAGAUGGAUCCACUCAAGGAAGAUCAGGUCAUUAUGGAAGAUGCAAAUCUUGAUUUUAUGGCCAAAGUGAUCAUUCAGGAGAAGAGUAAACGCAUUCGAGAUCUUGAGGACCAAUUGAACCUUUACCAAAACGGAUCAGGGGAAUCAAAAUCCAGCCUUUCUCUGCGAAGAAGAAGAAAAGAGCGAAUGAUUGAAGGAAGCAAGCCAAGACAGGGGAUAUUUGGUUAUUAUUAGAGCGAACCAAGCUGGACCACAGGUUCCGGAACAAAUGAAGUCCGAAAUAUUUGGUUGAUUUCGCUUUUAUUUAUUUGAAGAUGAUUUGUAAAAAUAUAUUUAUGUGCAAAUA